This is a messenger RNA of Fusarium subglutinans, 825 nucleotides long. RefSeq lists its product as uncharacterized. NCBI's taxonomy places the organism in Eukaryota, Fungi, Ascomycota, Sordariomycetes, Hypocreales, Nectriaceae. The transcript is spliced from 5 exons. Bases 1 to 825 code for a protein of 274 amino acids. The record is from RefSeq and is a predicted model, not a curated record.
AUGUCACAGCUUGGCCUUCAGCAGCUUUCCAGCCCCGAGGAUGCAGAUCUCGAUAUCGUCUUUGUCCAUGGACUAUUCGGAAACAGAAUUAGUACUUGGUCAAAGAACGGCGUCCUUUGGCCCAAACAACUCCUUAGUCAGGACCUGUCAAAGGCUCGCAUUUUUACAUUCGGCUACGACGCGGAUGUGACUAAACGCAACCUCAAUGAAGAGGUCACCAAGGGGACUAUGGAGUCUCAUGCGGCUGACUUGUUUAAAGGCGCUUUGGGUGAUGGAACUGACAACCCAUCACUCAUUACUGACAAAACUCGCGGCAUGGUCUUCCUAGGCACGCCCUUUUAUGGCUCACCUGUGGCUUCUUGGGGUAAAAUAAUAAGCUCCAUGGUCAACAUCAUUCAUGCCACCGACCCUCAGAAAGUCAAAGAUCUCGAUCAAAAGUCAGAGAAGCUACAUAUCCUGGCCGAGUCCUUUGCUUCAGCAUUGCAUCAACGUAUCAGAGAUAAGAAGGAAAUUCGUGUGGCUUUCUUCCAUGAAACCAAGAAGCUGCAUGGCUUUUUAGUUGUACCCGAACGAAACUCAUGGAUUUCGGGGUUCUCAGACCAUUCUUCUAUUAACGCAGAUCACUCUAGCAUGACGAAGUUUGCUGAUGAAGACAGUCCUGGCUAUCAAAGUGUUCUUGCCGCGAUACGCAAAGUCUCCGCAAGCCCAGAAGACGAGGCUAGCCCUACAUCAAAGGCUGCGGGUUUUGUCAAUAAUAACUGGGGUGAGAUCAAGAACCAGGUACUUGGUGAUCAGACCAUUCACGGCGGUAUGACAUUCAAUUGA